CUUCAUAAGAACAGAUCUGCAAGCGGAUUGCAGAUCUACCUGUGUGAGAACCAGGCCCUUUGAUUUUGGACGCGUCGAACGAAACUUUUGACCUAGAGGAAGGAUUCGUUCCUUCGAGAUCUGUUUGUCUGUUUUGUUGGUUUCGUUGGAGAGAGAAUGAUCAAGUCCAUGGUUUAUUACGGGAACACCUCCAUCGGGGAGGUGGAGGUGUGGCCCAAGGGCGACACGAACCUGGGCGCGGCGGCGUGGGCGCGAGAGAUCCGCGUGGACCGCCUUUCCCCGCCCAGCGAGCGCUGCCUGCCGCUCGCCGUCAUGCACACCGUGGCGGUCGGGGCUCGCUGCCUCGUCAUGGAGUCCAGGCCGCCCAAGGCCGCCGACGAGCCACCACCGCCACUCGUCGCCAUGCACGCUGCUUGCCUCAGGGACAAUAAGACUGCAGUUGUUCCGUUAGGAGAGGAAGAAUUGCAUUUAGUGGCAAUGACAUCAGGGAGAAACUUGACAAACCAUGCAUGUUUCUGGGGCUAUAAAGUGCCAUUUGGUCUGUAUAAUUCUUGCUUGACCAUGUUAAAUCUCCGCUGCCUCGGUAUUGUGUUUGACCUUGAUGAGACAUUGAUUGUUGCCAAUACCACACGCACUUUUGAGGACAGAAUUGAUUCACUUCAAAGAAAGCUGAGUAAUGAGACUGAUCCACAACGCAUGAAUGGUAUGUUAGCAGAGAUCAAGAGGUACCAAGAUGAUAGAUCUAUCCUAAAGCAGUAUAUAGAAGGUGAUCAGGUCUAUGAUGAUGGAAAAAUGUAUAAAGUGCAACCUGAGGUUGUUCCACCAUUGUCUGAUAACCAUCAAUCAUUGACACGCCCAGUUAUAAGAUUACAAGAGAAAAACAUUAUCUUGACCAGAAUAAAUCCUUUGAUAAGGGAUACAAGUGUUCUUGUCCGGUUAAGACCAGCAUGGGAGGAUCUCCGAAGCUACUUGAUUGCAAGAGGCCGCAAGCGGUUUGAGGUCUAUGUGUGUACAAUGGCGGAGAGAGACUAUGCUUUAGAAAUGUGGAGAUUGCUUGAUCCAGACUCAAGAUUGAUUAACUCUGUUCAACUUAGUGACAGAAUGGUGUGUGUAAAAUCUGGCUUAAAAAAGUCCUUGCUAAAUGUUUUCCAUGAUAGAUCUUGCCAUCCUGGAAUGGCAUUAGUAAUUGAUGAUCGUCUGAAAGUUUGGGAUGAGAAAGACCAAUCUAGAGUUCAUGUGGUUCCUGCUUUCACCCCAUACUAUGCACCUCAAGCCGAGGCAAACUGUUCCAUCCCAGUUCUAUGUGUUGCCAGAAAUGUGGCGUGCAAUGUUAGGGGCGGCUUCUUCAAGGACUUUGAUGAAGGCCUCUUGCCAAGGAUUACGAGUGUUCUUUAUGAGGAUGAAAUACAGGAUAUCUCAUCAGCCCCAGAUGUGGGCAAUUAUUUGAUUUCAGAGGAUGAGAAUGUUGCAGUAGUGAAUGGGAACAGAGAUUCACUGGCUUUUGAUGGCAUGGCUGAUGCUGAGGGUGAGAGGAGAAUGAAGGAAGCAUCUGGCAGCGGCAGUGUUUUGAAUCCAACAAUGGCUAACAUGGUGAUGCCAGUAGCCCCUAGUCAAAGUUUUGUUCCAUCUUCAGUAGCGCCAUUUGCACCACCUCUUGGCAUGAUGCCUUUGAGUAACAAUCAAGUUCCGCCACCUGCAUUCAGCCAACCAGUCGUUCAACCAGUUGUCUUAGAUCCACUGCAAGCUUCUCCAGGUAGAGAAGAGGGCGAGGUUCCAGAGUCUGAGUUAGACCCUGACACAAGGAGAAGGCUUCUCAUAUUACAACAUGGCCAAGACACAAGAGAUCCUACACCACCUCUUCCAGCAGUACCUCCUGCACAAGUUUCAGUUCCUCCGGUGCAAUCUCAUGGGAAUUGGUUCCCUGUCGAGGAUGGCAUUGGCAUGAACUCAAAUAAUUUGAACAGGGGUUCAGCAGGGUUCCCUUCAGAAUCAGAUACCAUGCAUUAUGAUAAAAAACAACCACCACAGCCAUCUUACUUCCAUGGUGGCGAUAAUAAUCCAGUGUCCUCCGAUAGAUUUAGUUAUCAGAGCCAGAGGUUUCCCUCUCAGGUAACACAUACUGAGGACCACCGCAUGCUUCAGAACCAUGCACCUCCAAGAUACAGAUCCUUUCCUGGUCAGAGAGACAACUUGAUUGAGUCUGGACAAAGCUAUGCACGAAAUGUAGGUACCUCUGUUGGCAUACUAGAGGAGAUCGCACUGAAGUCUGGAUCUAAGGUGGAGUACAGGUCAAAAUUAUGUGAUACCGCAGAACUACAGUUCUCUAUUGAGGUUUGGAUAGUGGGAGAAAAAGUGGGUGAAGGCAUUGGUAGCUCAAGGAAAGAAGCACAGCGUCAAGCUGCAGAAAUAUCUUUAAGAAAUUUGGCCAAUAAAUACCUGUUGUCUGAUCCAAAUAAGAUGACUGAUGUGAACGAAGAUGGUUUCGGUAGCAAUCCAAACUUUUUUGGAUACUCUGAAAAUACCAGGAACGAUAUAUUGCCAGUCGCAAGCACUUCAGAGGAAUCCCGAUUCACAAAAACAGGGGAGAACAAUUCCAGAAUAACAGGAGGCUCUAUUGCUGCUCUGAAGCAACUUUGCACAGUUGAGGGAUAUAACUUAGUUUUUCAAGCUCGGCCAAGUCCUCUAGAUGGUUCAGGUGGCAAGGAGACUUACGCUCAGGUAGAAGUUGGUGGGCAAACUCUUGGCAAAGGAGUUGGAAUAACAUGGGAAGAAGCUAAGCUUCAGGCUGCUGAUGAGGCUCUUGGAACUUUGAGAUCCAUGCUUGGUCAACUUGCUCAGAAACGGUCUAGUUCUCCAAGGUCUUUGGCGCCCAAUUAUAAUAAGCGCUUCAAGCCAGAUUUCCCCCGGGCAGUGCAAAGGCCUCCUUAUGGUAGAUAUUCCAGGAUUGAAGGCCAUGUUCCUUGAGCAGAGUUUCAGAGAAAUCAAGUGGUGUUUUCAAGAAAGGUGUGUAUUGCCAUGGUACAUAUUGCAGGAAAGGCCAUUUUGGUUGAGCGGAGUGACAAAAUGGAUGUGUCUGGACAUUGGGGUUUUAGUCACCUAUCAACUUGCAAAGUGAAUUCUUCCAUCUGGUGGACUGCCAAGGCUUUCCUGGCUACUGGAGACAAGAUGGUUUUCGAAGCGCAGAGAAUUUGGAAGGCGAUUAGCUGGUAAGUCAUGCAGACCGUCGUGCCCUCAGAUGGUAUUAGUGUGGUCCUACCCCAAUUGGUACGCCACACUGUUGUUGGGAUUCCGAGCCGCCACACUCUCAGUUUGGAUUUGCCAUGGAAUCCGGAGGAUCGAUGAGCACUGCUGGCUUUAUUUGCCAUGGUGCCGAGGCUCAGGUUAAUGUUGUACGACGUUGUACAUGGGGGUUGAAGUUGUAGAGCUAUUUUUUUAUCAGCAGCUGUAGUAUUAGAUAGAUUUUAUGUUGUGGCACGACGCCAGUAGCUGUUCAGUUAUCAGUAGGUUAGCCAUGUAGCUAAUUAUUCCUCUGUUUAGUCAUCCUAGUCUAGUCAUCUUAGUAUGUUGUUUAUUUGAUUUGAAAGAUUUCGCUCCAGAAACCAUGAAAAUUUUCAUGGGCAAUGUCUUUAGGUGGUUUUUUUUUCUGAACGGACGAAGUGGGAUGGAAAUAAAACCAAAGUUCCACAAGCA
Messenger RNA from Triticum dicoccoides, 3690 nucleotides. Its product is annotated as RNA polymerase II C-terminal domain phosphatase-like 1. The record is from RefSeq and is a predicted model, not a curated record. The coding region runs from base 157 to 2964 and encodes 935 amino acids. The transcript has 17 exons. Gene Ontology annotation, molecular function: RNA polymerase II CTD heptapeptide repeat phosphatase activity. NCBI's taxonomy places the organism in Eukaryota, Viridiplantae, Streptophyta, Magnoliopsida, Poales, Poaceae.